Messenger RNA from Botrytis cinerea B05.10, 2475 nucleotides. RefSeq lists its product as hypothetical. NCBI's taxonomy places the organism in Eukaryota, Fungi, Ascomycota, Leotiomycetes, Helotiales, Sclerotiniaceae. Gene Ontology annotation, molecular function: antiporter activity. Gene Ontology annotation, biological process: GDP-fucose import into Golgi lumen; protein O-linked glycosylation via fucose. The transcript has a single exon. The record is from RefSeq and is a predicted model, not a curated record. Gene Ontology annotation, cellular component: Golgi apparatus. Bases 503 to 1987 code for a protein of 494 amino acids.
GAUGAACCAUUCCAGUAGCAAUCAAUACCAAGCACGAUUGAUCGACAGCAAGGGUUCUGGAAAUAGAUCAAUUGAACCAGAUCACUCCCAAUUGAUUAUUCUAAUUUGACACCAGAUUCGCAUAUCCUGCUUACGACAAUAGCGACGACGACGAAGACGUCUCCAAUUUUAAUGAAAAGGAGGAAGCCGUGUCAGGAGUCUAUAAAUGUAAUAUAGAAUCCGAACAAUCUCAAUGACGGGGAUAUUUCAUUGAUAUCACACACAUAUAUUUGUCACUUCAUUCUUUACCUCUUAAGGCAUGCAACAAUUGUCCUCUCCUUUUAUUCAAUAUUUAAUUAAUACCAUGUUCUCAGCUCGCAAUACCGAUACUCCAAACCCAUUUCGACCCGCGCUUCAAUACCUUAUCCAUACCGCGAAUUCGAAUCUCCCGCGAACACGUUCGAAUCAUCGAAAAAGUUAUUCAAUCAGUAGUCUGGACUCAGAUGGAGAGAGCGGCGAUAAGAUGUCUUCUCGAAAUGCAACGACCUCAUCUGAACUUUAUCCUUCUAUCCCGCUCAUAAACAUAUCCCGAAGUCCCUCACCUUAUCGCCCAACGGCUGCCUCGGGCCCCGAGCCGACAUCAGAAAGCGACGAAGAAUAUGAUAAUUGGGGCACAUCGUCCAGGCGCCCUAUUCUUUCCGGGGUAGAGCCUAAAUAUACGGGUUGGCGAUAUGCGCUCUACAGUGGAGGACUGGGCCAAUUCCUCUUCAACACAUCACUAGGCUGGCGCUUUUAUGUCGGGGUUCUGGUAUUUUGGUUAGGGGGUUGUGGUAUAGGUCUGACUGUCAUGAAUAGGAUAGUUCUUUGGAGUGGGUACCUGCAAGAAAACUAUACUUCACAUACUAAGCUUAUGAUCUUAUUAGCCGGAGUUUAUAAGUUUCCCUGGCCUUUAACGACUACAUUUAUCGAAUUGUUGAUUACACACGGAUUUUUAUGGCUUUCGGCAUUCCUUACAAGAUUAGCAAGUCCAGUCUGUGUCACUGCUGGUCUGUCGAGUGCGGUUGCGCCAAGUACACCUUUGCACAAUUCGAGCUCACCUGGAUUUAGGGGAGAAGGAAAGAAACGAGGGUUACUUUCGACUCUGGGAAGGUUGUCAUCUGCAAGUUCCGGAGGUAUUGCUGGUGGUGGGCUGUUCGAAUUUGACUACGCUGUCGCUCGACAAGUCUUACCCCUCGCCAUUAUUUUUGUGGUGAAACUUAUAUUGAGCAACAUCUCUUUCGCUUACGCCGAACUUUCUAUAUAUGUCAUGGCUAGGAUUGGAAUCAUUCCAUUUUCUCUACUAUUUACUGCGAUCCUUGGACAACAGCAGCAUUCUGCAUCCACCAUUUCAUCAGCUUUGAUUGCUACUCUCUUUCUGCUACUAGGCACGAUAAAGGCUGGUCUUCGUGCACCAUGGGAAAGUAUAGUUGCCGGAGUCUUCUCGUCCAUUUUUGUUGCGUUAUAUCCUGUUCAGAUUCAACGUACAUAUAAAACGCUGGUCGCUCAACUUGUUCCUCAAGGCGACCUUAUAGGGGGUUUCGCUUCCGGUAACGGCCCGUCGGAUUUCUCUGGUUCUCGCGAGGAGAAUCGAGCAUACUGGCGUCUGCUACACUAUACAUCCCUUCUCUCCAUCCUCAUUUUCGUUCCCAUUCUCCUCUUAUCUGGCGAACUGCCAGAUGUCUAUCGCAAUUGCUAUUUCCUGGAUGUAUUCUUUCAUUGGUUAAUGGUUCUUUGUGGCGGCACUGGAUCAUGGGCAGUAUUCUGGUGCACAAUUGCAUUGACUAGAGCAACUGGUCCCCUUACGACAAGCUUUUUGUUUGUGCCACGAGCUGCGUUCUUACUACCUAUUAUGGCUGGUUUCAAGUUGCCAGCCUCCAAUUGGAUUGGUUUCGGGAUGUGUUGGGCUAGUUGUGCUUGGUUUUUAAUCGGACGGGUCAGAGAAGGUAGACCUAUUGAAAGAUUGAGGUGAUAAAAAUGUCUUCAAAUAACUUCGCACGAUUAAUUGUAUAAAGUUCAGAACACGGGAGUUGGAUAGAUGUCAUUGUAAAUUAACGAAAUAUGUCAUACAAUUUAUAUCUAAGGCCGUGUGCCUUUGGUAUGAUUCGACUAUUGGGAAAGCCCUCAACGAAGCAGUGUGGCGCCAUUCAAGCCUGCGCCGUAGCGUUCAUGAGUGCUUUCAUAGUGGCAUUUGUAACAUUAUUAAUUGCUUUCAGCAGGACAUGCGACGUGAUAUCAACAAAUACAGUAGCGGUUGCGUUUGCGGUACCGUUUGUUCCCCCUCGUUCCUAUGCCAAGCAUGUUCCUUUCCCAUAAUAAAUUGGGUAUUGGAUCCAAGUCCACCUCGCAAAAAUUAAAACCCAUGUCCAAACAAUAAUUGGUGUUAUAGUACUUCUCAUUCUAUGAAAUCUCGAUUGAUUUAAGACCGAGGUCGAUCGAACGUCUGGAAUGUUUUUUGCA